AUGGCUGAUAAAUUGAAAAAAUAUACGUUUCAAAGGAGAAUGGCAAUUAACGAUUUAGAAACGUUAUUGCGUUUAUCCAAUUCUUCUCUUACAGAGGUUCAUAAGCAGUCGCUUUUUCGUGUUCGGUACUCAGAGUUAGACGAUGUUUUGGAGAGUUUUAACAAAAAUCAUCAAAACAUCGUUACAAAUCUUUUGAACUCUGAACCUACGGAUGCUCAAUUAGAUUCUGAGGACAUUAUUCGUUCCCAAUUUUUAAAUGAUUAUUAUCAGAUCAAGGCUAAUUUCGCGGAUCUCUUUGAAAAUGAUGAUAAUAGUCAAAAAAAUGAGCAAAAUAUCGCCGCUUCGAAUGCAGUACAACCUCCUAGUAAUGUUCGCUUGCCGCAGUUAGAAUUAGUUAAAUUUUCCGGUGAGUUUACGUCAGCAAUUACUUUUUUUGACUUGUUCGAUGCGCUUGUGCACCGUAGACCUAACGUUGAUGAUACGGAAAAAUUAACGUAUUUGAUUCAAAGUUUAGAAGGGCCUCCUUUAAGGUUAGCUAAAUCCUUGCCUUUAGCUAGAGAAAAUUAUGUUAGGAUUUAUGAUAAAUUAAAAAAUAGGUAUUUAAAUAAACGUUUGCGUGCAAUGGCACAUUGGUGCAAAAUUGAAGAAGCUCCCGCAACUAUGUUUAAGAAUUCUGAUAGUUAUAGUAAUUUAAUUGAUACCUUUUCGGAAAAUUUAUCAGCUUUAGAAAAUUUGGGUUAUAAAAUUUCGGAUUUUGUGUUAGCUUACAAAAUUCUCACCAAGCUUGACGAGGAGACUCACCAACGGUUUGAAUUAUUACAUGGGUCUAGUGAAAUGCCUACUUUUAUUCAAUUAUCUGAUUUCUUGGAAAGUCAAUGCAUUUCGUUUGACUCAUCCUUGUUGUCGCCUUGUUCUCCCAAGGAUUCUAAUAGAAAAAAUAAAUCGCCUUCUAAACACAAUGCAAAUAAAAAUGGUUCUAAAGUCAAUAAUCGCUAUAGUUUUUUUUCGAAGCCUAAUGCGACGACUUGUUUGUUAUGUUCUGCCGAUCACCAUUUAAAAGAUUGUUCUUUAUUUUUAAAUAAAUCUCCUUAUGAACGGUACAACGCUUGUAAGAGAAUGCGUCUUUGUUUUAAAUGUUUAGAAAAACACGAUUCUCGUAGUUGUAGUGUCACCUCUCGUUGUUGUCAUUGUAAUUCAUCCCACCAUAGUCUUUUACAUUUUAAAAGUUCUGAAAGUGCCACUCAAGGCGCUACUUCUGUUGCUGCCGUUCCAACUACUGCUUCUUCUGAUGCUCAGGUUAAUACUGGAACAUUGAGCUCACAUGCUGCAUCAUUAGGUAGUGUUACCUUAAAAAACUCGAGCGUUUUGUUAGCUACUGCUGUGGUAGAAAUUAUGGAUGGUUGUGGAUUGUAUCAACCUGUUCGAGCUUUAAUUGAUGGGGGCAGCAUGACCUCUUUUGUAUCUCAGUCUUGUAUUCGUCAGUUAGGUAUUAGACAUUCUUCUGCUACCUUAUCGGUACAAGGUAUUGGUGCUAUAAAAAGUACAGUGGUUGGUCGAGUUGAUCUUCAGAUAAAACCUGUGGAUAGAGUGGAUCCUAUUUUUAAUUGUGAGGCGUUUGUGUUGCCAAAAAUUUGUGAGGACCUACCCGUUGUUAGUUUGGAUGUUGGGCAUUGGUCUUAUAUUGCUAAUUUAAAGUUGGCAGAUCCUCGGUUUCAUCUAUCUGGUAAGGUGGACUUAUUGCUUGGAGCUGAUAUCUUUUCUCAGUUAUUAUUAGAAGGUAAAGUUCAAACUCCUAGAGGUAUGCCUGAUGCUCUUAAUACCGUUUUUGGCUAUGUCCUUAUGGGUCCCUGUAGUUCGGUUCCUAUGACAUCUGCCACCUCGUUGUUUUGUCACGUGGAUCAAAUGGUUUCGUUGGAGGAGUCUGUAAAGCAGUUUUGGAGUUUAGAAACUGUUCCUGAAGUAGAAUGUUCAGCUCCUGAAGAUAUUCUUUGUGAGAAAAAUUUUGUUGAGAAUGUUUGUCGAGACGGCUCUGGUCGUUAUACCGUUGCUCUACCUUUCAGGGAAUUAUCUCCUGUUUUUCCAGGAAUGUUUGAGUUAGCUGUAAAUCGUUUUCUUUCCUUAGAAAAAAGGCUUUUGAAAAAUCCUAGUGUUUAUCAGGAAUAUUGUACCUUUAUGAAAGAUUAUUUGGAUUUGCAUCAUAUGGAGCUUGUAUUCCCUCCUGAUGAAGAGUUACAGGAAUUUCGGUUAUUAACAGUUACUUAUGGUGUAUCAUCAGCUCCUUUUCUUGCUUUAAGGACUUUGUUGCAGCUGAGUGAAGAUGAAGGUAGAGAGUUUCCCCUUGCCGCUGAAGUUUUGCGUACGAGUACUUAUGUUGACGAUAUAGUUUGUGGUGGUGAUACCUUAGAAAUUGCGCUAGAUCUUCGGAAUGAGUUGAUAUCCUUGUUAUCUCGAGGUCAGUUUCAAUUGCGUAAGUGGUCGAGCAAUGAUAUGCGAUUAUUAGAAGGUUUACCGGAGUCGCAUAUUGGUAAGAAACCUAUUUCUUUUGAUGAUACUAGUUGUUCGUCACCUCUAAAAAUCCUUGGACUUGUAUGGAAUGCACAGUUGGAUUGUUUUUCUUUUGAAGUGCCAGCUCUGGACAAAUCUUGUACUAAGAGAAUUAUGUUGUCUGAAUUGGCCCGAGUGUUUGAUCCUGUAGGGUUUCUAGCUCCCAUGACUUUGUUCACGAAGCACCUUAUCCAACGUUUAUGGUUGUCCGGAAUCGACUGGGAUGACUCUCCUCCAGACUCAAUUUGUAAAGUUUGGAACCAGUAUAAGGAACAACUGUUAUCCCUUGCACAGCUUGAAAUACCUAGGUGCAUGUUCGUGUCCAGGUAUAUUUGUUGUGAGCAACGCCUUUCUCCUAAUAGUUGGUUUUAUGUUCCUUCUGCUCAGAAUCCCGCUGAUUUGGCUUCCAGAGGUGUUUUACCUGCUCUAAUGUUGGAGCAAUCUCAUUGGUUUGCAGGUCCUGAGUUUUUGUAUAACACCGAUCCCAUUCCAGACGCUUCCUGUUGCUUUUCUGAGUGUGCUGAAAUGCUUGAUAAGGAGCGUACGGUAACUUUGGCUUGUGUUAAUGAUGAUCAUUUUCUUGAGAAUCUAUUGAAUGACAUUUCCGAUUUCUCGUUUAUACGACGACUUAUAGCUUGGAUCUUGAGGUUUGCUUGGAAUUCAAAAUUCCCCAAUGAUAAGAGAGAAGGUCCCUUAAGUUCAAAGGAACUUUAUGAGUCGUUGAUUAUGCUAGUUAAAUAUACUCAACAUCGAUAUUUUGAAAGGGAGUUCGAGGGAAAUGUUUUUUCCAAACCUUUGCGAAAGUUGUCCUGCUUUAUCGAUGAUCAAGGAGUAUUACGGAGUGCCAUGACUUAA
This is a messenger RNA of Diabrotica virgifera virgifera (western corn rootworm), 3399 nucleotides long. RefSeq lists its product as uncharacterized. Lineage: Eukaryota; Metazoa; Arthropoda; Insecta; Coleoptera; Chrysomelidae. The coding region runs from base 1 to 3399 and encodes 1132 amino acids. The transcript has 4 exons. The record is from RefSeq and is a predicted model, not a curated record.